Messenger RNA from Cottoperca gobio, 2330 nucleotides. RefSeq names its product testis expressed 264, ER-phagy receptor a (gene tex264a). Gene Ontology annotation, cellular component: nucleus; replication fork; endoplasmic reticulum membrane. Gene Ontology annotation, biological process: reticulophagy; protein-DNA covalent cross-linking repair. The record is from RefSeq and is a predicted model, not a curated record. NCBI's taxonomy places the organism in Eukaryota, Metazoa, Chordata, Actinopteri, Perciformes, Bovichtidae. The transcript has 4 exons. The coding region runs from base 231 to 1247 and encodes 338 amino acids.
GGAAAUACCAUAAACAAACUGUCUUUCCUGUCAACUUGAACGCAUGAACCCUUUUCGUUUCAGGUUAUUGUGACUGUGAAAACCAAAUUUGACACCGUCUCUUGAACAGUCACGCUUAUUGUGUUAUCCUUUGAAGCUGCUGGACCACAUUCUCGGUGUUUGUAACCGGGAGGAGAAGAUAUUCUUUGCUAAUUGCCCCGGCUGCAGCUGUACCGCUUUGAGAAGAAACGAUGUCUGAUUUAAUUCUGGUUCUUCUUUUGGUCGUGCUUCUGGUGUGUUUGAUUGUGACAGUGGCUGGCCUUCUGCUGUACUCGGGACUGCUGAGUGACGUGAUUAUAAAGACAGGGCGACCUCCUGUCAGAAAUGUCACUAUUGCUUAUAAGUUCAAAGAGGGAUCAUACAAGGACUGCGGUGCAGCCUACACAGAGAGCUGCAGCAUUGGGCCAAAGCUGAGCACCGUCGGGGUCUUCUACGAUGACCCCAAGCAGAGGCCAGCAGAGAAAUGUCGCUACGUUGUGGGCAGCGUCCUGUGUGAGGGUGAAGAGAAGCCAGAUGAAGAGCUGCAGAAGAUGUAUGAGAAGUUUGGCUUCAAGGUGUUUUCUCUGCCUGAAGUCAGCCAUGCUGUGACCACCAGCUUCCUCUGCUCCACCCCUCUGUCUCACGUGCUGGGACCUUACAGGGUCUACCCUAGGCUCUCUUCCUACAUCGAGGAGAGGAAGCUGUGUGCGUUCCCAACUAUUGAGAUCUGUAGCUCGGAUGUCAUCAACUAUAUGGUCCCGCUGUCUCGCCAGACAGACUUCUUCGUUCCAGAGAUGAAGGAGGAGGUUAAAACAGACGGUAAAGAAGAGGACUCUGACGAGGACAGAGGAACUGACAUUACAGGUGCAGACUCCCACAGCGACGUGAGUUCAGUGAGCGGUGGCGUGCCCUGGGACAGCAGAGAGACGUCCCUGGCUGCUUCCACAGCCGCCUCCCUGGCAUCGUCCCUGCCUCUGAGGGACGUAAUGGAUGCAAAUGAAGACAUUAAGCACAGGGACAGCAGCGAGAGAGGCUCGAACGAGUCUGUGGGCAGCGGCUCAUCCUUUGAAGAGCUUGACAUGGAUCAGGAGGAGCAGCAGGCGGGAGGAGAGAGGGAGGAGAGGGGAGAUGGAGAAGAGGCGGAGGUCCCUGAGGGUGAAGAUGGUGCUCGAGAAGCAGUUGAACUGGUGGCUGAGAAGAAGGAGCCCUUGGGGGAUGGAGAGGAGUAGGGUGGAUGCCGAGAAGAUAAAAGAUGAAGCCAUGUAACACUGGCAUGCUCGAGAGUUUCUCAGUUGUUGCUGGUUAUCUGUCAUGUAAUCCUGUUGGUGGAUCUAAAGCUGUUCAUGCCAUGACCAACAUGCCGUAUUUCUGCGCCUUCUAAUUCUCUUUUUGAAGCCUGUACUUUUUGUUAUACUAUAAUCUCUCUUUUUAACAAAAAUAUACUUCUUGAUUCUAUAUUUAAACUCCGUCAGGAUCGAACAACAGACAGCCCCGUUUGGUUAAGUUUUCUUGAGUAAACCCAAUUUUCUCUGCACAUGGUGUGCAGCAAAUGAGAGGCGAGAUUUGUUUAACUCUAAUAUUUAAUUUCCGGCUAUAAUCCUGUGUGAAUCUCCACUAUUCCCACUCGGAUAAGAAAUGACACUUCAAUUUAAGAUUUAAGAUGAAAGGAAGGACACUGAUGCCGGCUAUCCUGGAUCAUACAGCAUAUUUUUGCCCGUGUGUGACUGUUGAUAUUGUACCCCACUUUCAAGGUCAUGACCUUGAAGAUUUUUUUAUGUAACGUGUUGGUGUGCAUUACCCGACUUUGGUGUCUUGAUAUCCAGUAACGAUGGGGUGAAAAUGUGCAGGAGAUAAUGCUGUCGAAAUGUUUGAUGGACCUAUUUCAGUGUGUUGUUCUUUUUUUAAUUUUUUUUAUAUAAAGAGAAUAUCUAUCACACGGGGAAAUUCUGAAGACUGAGGCCUAAAAGCUUUUUUUAUCAACACCAGUAAAGUAACAUCACCCAAGUCACCAAGGCUUUAAAAUGCAAUUUAAAGAUGCAAACUUUUCCCCUUGGAUACUGUACAGAAGAUUUUAAUGUCACCCUGUGCUCAGAUAAUUGCUUUAGUUUUUUGUUUAACGUGGUUUUCUCUUCUAUAGUCGUUUCGUUGAACCACAGUUCUGUUUGUAGCCAAAAUUCACUCUCUUCCAGAGACUAGUUGUGAUAUGUUUGUAGGUUGAAAUCGUUGGUGCUGUGAGACAUUGGAAGUCAUGUACAGCACAUUGCCAUGGUGGUGUCUUUCUGUCUGUAAUAAAAUGUCAGAUGAAAAGUUAA